Molecule: messenger RNA, 351 nt
Organism: Naegleria fowleri
Lineage: Eukaryota; Heterolobosea; Eutetramitea; Acrasida; Naegleriidae
Exons: 4
Coding region: 1-351 (116 amino acids)
Source: RefSeq, a predicted model, not a curated record
AUGACAAAUUUCGUUUGCAAAGGUUUUCGUGCUGUCGGAAAAUGCCAAGGAGUCAUGUUCCGACAAACAGUGGUUAGGGGAAUGAGUAAUCAUGGAAUUAAAGGAGGAGCAAGCAAUGAUAAGAACAAUGAAAAUCUCGUGUGGAUCACUAUGGAAGGUGAUGAAGAUAAAAUCAAUGAAUUUGCCAAGAAAUUAAUUAACACAAAGCCAUUGAAUUCAUGGGGAGCACAAUUGGAAUCGCUUUCUGAAGUUCCGAAAAAUGAAAUUAUUGCUCUCGAAAAGCAUCAAGUGACAACCAACAAUGUGGAUACCUUUAAAUGGAAAAAGAAUGUGGAAUUUUAUUUGAAAUAA